UCCCUUAUAAACCCAAUCCAACUGCUCUUUCUCAUUCUCUCUCAACCUUUCUCUCUCUCUCUCUCUCUGAUAGACAGAAAAUUUUGAUAUACAAUUUUUACUUCUGAAUAUCCAUGGAGAGGAAACAAGCUGUGAAGAUUGAGGACUCGAUCCAACACUUUCCAUUUUCCGAUUACUAUCCAGCGAGUACACCAUUAUCAAGCAUGUUGGAUUUCUCAAGUGAAGCUGAAAGAAGCUCAUUCGGGUUCAUGGACUUACUGGGUAUUCAAGAUUUCUCUCCUUCCUCCAUCUUUGAUACUCCAUUUGUAGAGCAACAGAUUCAGAGUUCAUCAGCUCCUCCUCUUGCGGACUCUUCAUCGGAGGUCUUGAAUAACCAGCCCAUGACUCCCAACUCUUCAACCAUUUCAUCGGAAUCGAGUGGUGCCCCUAGUGGUGAACAGAGUAAACCAAAUGAUGAUGAUGAUGAUAAAGAAGAAAAGCACCAAAAGACCAAGAAACAGUUGAAAGCAAGGAAAAUGUGUGAGAAGAAGAAGCAGAGAGAGCCGAGAUUUGCUUUCAUGACGAAGAGCGAGGUUGAUCAUCUGGAAGAUGGGUACAGAUGGAGAAAGUAUGGCCAAAAAGCUGUCAAGAACAGCCCUUUUCCUAGAAGUUACUAUCGUUGCACCACAGCUACAUGUAAUGUGAAGAAGAGAGUGGAGAGAUGUUUCAAUGAUCCAAGCAUAGUUGUCACCACAUACGAAGGCAAACACGCCCAUCCAAGCCCCAUCAUGCUCCGCCAGACCUCCUCCGCUGCCACCGGACUCCCACCACCGCCACCGCCACCACCACCACCUUGUCCCGGCUUCUCUGCCAAUGCCGCCACUUUCGCUCCUCCACUGCAGCCGAUGCAAGUGCCAUUCUUGUCUCAUCAAUCCCAAUUCAGAAAUUUGGCUCAUCAAAUGAACUUGGGUUACUUGAAUUACAUAAAUCCCAAGUGUGAAACAGACUAUGCCCUUCUUCAAGAUAUUGUGCCAUCGCUUGUUACAAAGGAAGAGUAGACAUGAUGACAAUUUCGUCACUAAUUUUAAGGCAAUUUUUGCUGACUCUGAUGUGGUGAUACCUCUUUGUACAAGAACAACUCACUUUGAUAUGGGUUUUUGAUCAAAUGGUGGUACUGGCUUAUGAUUUUUUUUUUUUUUUUAAAUAAAGCUAUACAUACCAAUUA
Messenger RNA from Camellia sinensis, 1204 nucleotides. RefSeq names its product WRKY transcription factor 71. The record is from RefSeq and is a predicted model, not a curated record. Gene Ontology annotation, molecular function: sequence-specific DNA binding; DNA-binding transcription factor activity. Gene Ontology annotation, biological process: regulation of DNA-templated transcription. NCBI's taxonomy places the organism in Eukaryota, Viridiplantae, Streptophyta, Magnoliopsida, Ericales, Theaceae.